Dioscorea cayenensis subsp. rotundata (Guinea yam) is the source of this 1400-nucleotide messenger RNA. RefSeq names its product 5'-nucleotidase SurE-like. NCBI's taxonomy places the organism in Eukaryota, Viridiplantae, Streptophyta, Magnoliopsida, Dioscoreales, Dioscoreaceae. Gene Ontology annotation, cellular component: cytosol. The record is from RefSeq and is a predicted model, not a curated record. The transcript is spliced from 9 exons. Bases 187 to 1122 code for a protein of 311 amino acids. Gene Ontology annotation, molecular function: nucleotidase activity.
AUCAGGUCUCUUCUAGCAAAUGUUUUCUAAAAGACCUUCGCAAAUAACUAUAUUACAUGAGUGCAUCCUAUGCAUAGUUUCCUAAAUUUAAAGGUCUAAUUUGCAAAUUUAGAACACAUAGAACUCUUUUAAAAACCAAAAAAAAACCGCGGAUAGUUGACCUCCUUCUUGUUCUUCUUCUUCUCGAUGGACGGAGCUGCAAGUCCGACGGUGCUCGUCACAAACGACGACGGAAUCGAUGCCGCCGGCCUCCGCUUCCUCGUCCAGGCUCUUGUCUCCACCGGCCGCUGUCGCGUGCUCGUCUGCGCGCCGGCUUCAGAUCAGUCAGGUGUUGGUCAUGGAAUUACUUGGCGUCAUCCUAUCUCUGCCAAACCUGUUCAUAUUGAUGGGGCAACAGCUUUUGCAAUUGCAGGUACCCCUGCAGACUGCACUUCUUUGGGAAUCUAUGGAACACUCUUUAAUGGAAUAAUUCCCGAUCUGGUGCUCAGUGGUAUCAAUGCUGGUAGUAACUGUGGGCAUAACAUUGUUUGCUCUGGAACGGUGGCUGGUGCUCGGGAGGCAUUCAUGUGUGGUGUACCCUCAAUUGCCUUAUCAUAUGGUUGGGUACCUAAAAAGAGCUCCAUUCACGAUCUCAAGCUGGCAGUGGAGUCAUGCUUGCCCAUCAUAAAUUCAGUGCUGAAUGAGAUUAGGAAUAAGGCUUUUCCUUUACAGUUUUUUCUUAACAUAGCCGUGCCAACAGAUGUUUCAAAUCAUAAGGGAUUUAAGUUAACAAAACAAGGGAAGUCCAACAUCAAAAUCUUUUGGACACAGACCAGCUCUGGUGUUUCAGUUGAUGGUGAUGCAACUGCAAAUAUGUAUACUCAGGACACGACUGGCACAACAAAGAUAUCUUGCUCAUCUCCAACGCAAGAACAACUUUGGUCAAAGAAAAUAGUGCGGAAUUCAGAAAACAAAAGUGAAAAAGAGGAGGAAGGUGAUGACAUAGAUUGGCAAGCUCUUCAAGAAGGAUAUAUUGCUGUCACACCUUUAAGUGCUCUUUCUUGCUCAGAGAUUGAUACUGUCCCUUACUUCAGAGGUUGGCUGCCGCGUGUUACUGACAACUCAUGUUCAUCUUCUUUAUAAAAGUGAGUUCAUGCAGAUGCCAAAAGAAAUUUUAUCCCAUCCUUGUUGAAACUCCCAGCGGACUUGGUUUGUCUUUGUCUUCAGGUGCUACUUACUCAUUUCCAUUUGCAAUUUUUUUCAAGAUAAACUGUAUUGAUCAGGAAUAAACUGCAGUAAGACUAUACUCUGCAGUUUACACCAUCGAUUUAAUAUAAUUGAUGGCUCUAUGCAACAUUUGCAUUUGUUAUAUCAUAUUAGCAAAAUUGUUGUUUGAAAAUAAUAUUUAUGCCUUUGUGCAU